Messenger RNA from Cryptococcus deneoformans JEC21, 720 nucleotides. RefSeq names its product low molecular weight phosphotyrosine protein phosphatase, putative. The transcript has 6 exons. The coding region runs from base 256 to 720 and encodes 154 amino acids. Gene Ontology annotation, biological process: protein dephosphorylation. The record is from RefSeq and is a predicted model, not a curated record. Gene Ontology annotation, molecular function: protein tyrosine phosphatase activity. Lineage: Eukaryota; Fungi; Basidiomycota; Tremellomycetes; Tremellales; Cryptococcaceae.
CCCUCUAUCCUCGGCGCAGGAGUCACUUACCUUCCUCCUCACCUAUAUCUCAUCGAAUAUCCCACUCAUCCCGUACAAUACGAACUUCAUAAUGCCCGCUGAUAAGCCUGAAAAGAUAAAGGUCCUCAUGGUGUGUCUCGGCAAGUUGGUCUGUCUCCCUCGAUAUGUUGUAAUAUUUGCUUACCUAGAAUAAUAAUAAUAAUAAUAAUAAUAAUAAUAAAUAAAUCUUCCAACUUUAGUAUUUGCCGAUCGCCCAUGGCAGAAGCUGUCCUCAAACAUCAAGUGACCCUCCGGCCUGAAAGUUUUUCCUCCAAGUUUGAUAUUCGUGUAGAUUCUGCAGGAACCGGUGCUUACCAUGAAGGAGAGUCUCCAGAUUCCAGGACGGUAGCAGUUUGUCGAAAGCACAAUGUCCCAAUAAGUGGCGUGGCAAGGGCUGUGGACAAACGUGAUUUCCAAGAGUACGAUUAUAUCCUUGCUAUGGAUCGGCACAACUUGGAAACCCUCUUACACAGACAGCCUGCUUCGUCAAAGUCCCACAUAACACUCUUUGGCUCGUAUGAUCCCUCUUUGCCACAGUCUGCCAUUGGGCUUCCCAAAACACGCGCUCCUGCGAUCGAAGACCCGUACUAUGGUGGGCGAGAUGGAUUUGACAAAAGCUUUGAAAGCUGUGUGAAAUUCAGUAAUGGAUUUCUUGAUUGGUUAGAGAGGAACCGGAACUAA